Lasiodiplodia theobromae is the source of this 285-nucleotide messenger RNA. RefSeq lists its product as uncharacterized. The record is from RefSeq and is a predicted model, not a curated record. Lineage: Eukaryota; Fungi; Ascomycota; Dothideomycetes; Botryosphaeriales; Botryosphaeriaceae. Bases 1 to 285 code for a protein of 94 amino acids. The transcript is spliced from 2 exons.
AUGCCGCACCAAAGGACCCUGUCUGGCACUCCGCUCCGCACGAUUCCGGAGGACCGUGCCAUCACUAUCACUUCGGCUGUCGAUGAGGCUAUGAUCAAGCAACACCCGCGCGACGAAUCGGCGGACGCGUUCCAGAACAGCUUGGCGAUCCACCUGCUCGAGAAGAAGUUGGUUCGUCUAGUCGAAGGCAAGGAACACGUGCGCAUCAAGCUACAGCUUCUCAACUUGCACUUGGAGAAAUGUCGUCGGGAGCUGAGUUCUCUUCGCAAGGCGGUCUACGACUAA